AUGUUGAAUAACAUGUACUAUUUGAGCAUUCUUUUGACAAUAUUCGCUUUAGGGGAAUUUAGGCCAGUAACAGAAAAAUCUACACAAGUAGAAUCUGAAGUUGAAAAUAAUGAGUUGAGCAAAGCUGGAAUUGCAGAUAUGUUGAAUCCUUUAAAUUGGAAUCCCGCUAUCAGAGGAAACAAUUCAGCUGGUUUAUUUCCAAACAGCCCAUUUCAAAAUCUACUAAAUAGAACGCAAUCUGUAAAUAAUGUUAUGAACGACAUUAAACUUUUCUUUGUUACUGCUCAAGGGGCUAUUAUGCCUGCUAGUGUCCUCACUGGAGGAUUCACUAAGUUUCUACAAGGAUUAGGAAAUAUGGGGAAUUUAUUCGGAAAUUUAGGACAAUCUGUACAAAACUUUGGAAAAUAA
This is a messenger RNA of Ceutorhynchus assimilis (cabbage seed weevil), 408 nucleotides long. NCBI's taxonomy places the organism in Eukaryota, Metazoa, Arthropoda, Insecta, Coleoptera, Curculionidae. The record is from the annotation of a GenBank genome assembly.